Molecule: messenger RNA, 1660 nt
Organism: Eutrema salsugineum
Lineage: Eukaryota; Viridiplantae; Streptophyta; Magnoliopsida; Brassicales; Brassicaceae
Product: beta-glucosidase 31
Exons: 13
Coding region: 42-1643 (533 amino acids)
Biological process (GO): carbohydrate metabolic process
Molecular function (GO): beta-glucosidase activity
Source: RefSeq, a predicted model, not a curated record
CUAGUUACAUUCUAAGUAUUCAAUAAAUAACUUUGCUUAAAAUGGCAAUUAAGCUUGCACUUUUAGUCACACUAUUUGUAGCCUCAUGGGCUGUUUCAAAGGGAAGAUCGCUAUCAUUUUCGACAAAACCACUUGAUCGUUAUAGUUUCCCUCCUGGUUUUAGUUUUGGUGUUGCCUCUUCAGCUUACCAGUAUGAAGGUGCAGUCAAAGAAGGAGGGAGGACGCAGAGCAUUUGGGACAACUUUACACAUGCAUAUCCAGAAAGGACAAAUAUGGACAAUGGAGACAUAGCCGUUGAUUUCUAUCAUCGUUAUAAGGACGACAUUAAAUUGAUCAAGGAAAUGAAUAUGGAUACUUUUAGAUUCUCCAUCUCCUGGUCAAGAAUAUUACCAAGUGGAAAGCUAAGCGAUGGGGUAAACAGCGAUGGAAUUCAAUUCUACAAAAAUCUCAUUCAUGAACUUAUUGACAACGGCAUAAAACCUUUUGUAACUAUCUACCAUUGGGAUAUCCCUCAAGCUCUAGACGAUGAAUAUGGUGGCUUCUUAAGCCCUUUGAUCAUUGAUGAUUUCCGGAACUACGCUAGGGUGUGCUUCGAAGAAUUUGGUGACAAAGUCGAUAUGUGGACAACCUUCAACGAACCAUAUGUUUAUAGUGUUGCGGGUUACGACAAUGGUAAUAAAGCAAUGGGAAGAUGUUCGAAAUGGGUAAACAGCUUAUGUGUGGCUGGUGAUUCGGGCACGGAACCCUACUUAGUUUCUCAUCAUCUUCUUCUAGCUCAUGCUGCUGCUGUUGAAGAGUUUAGAAAUUGUGACAAGAUUUCCCAAGAUGGUAAGAUAGGCAUAGUGUUAUCUCCUUUUUGGUUCGAACCUUAUGAUGUUGCUUCCCAUUCUGAUAAAGAAGCAGUUGAAAGAGCUCUUGCCUCCUAUAUUGGUUGGCAUCUCGAUCCUCUAGUCUUUGGAGAUUAUCCAGAAACGAUCAAGAAAAACGCUGAAAAUAGAUUGCCUUCUUUUACCAAAGAACAAUCAGAAACUAUCAAAAACUCAUUUGAUUUUAUUGGAAUAAACUAUUACACUGCCCGAUUCGUUGCACACCAGCUUCAUAGUGACCCUUUACGACUUCGUUUCACGACGGAUCAGCAGCUCGAGUACAGAGUGACAAAUCUUAGUGGCGAUUACAUCUCUUCACAAUCCGAUGGAAAUAAAGUUAUCUAUUCAUAUCCUGAAGGCAUACGAAAGAUUCUAAAUUACAUUAAAAAUAAAUAUAACAAUCCAAUAAUUUACAUAACUGAAAACGGAUUUGAUGACUACGAUAUUGGGACGAUUCCGCGUCAGCAAAUAUUAAAGGACACAGAGAGAAUAGAAUACCACGAGAAACAUCUUCAAGAACUCCAUAAGGCUAUCACUGAGGAUGGGUGUGACGUCAGAGGCUAUCUCGCAUGGUCGUUGUUAGAUAACUUUGAAUGGGAACAUGGAUACACUAUGAGGUUCGGUCUGUACUACGUUGAUUAUGCAGAUGAUCUAAAACGAUAUGCUAAAGAUUCUGCCAAAUGGUUCAAACAUUUCCUCGUGAGAUCACAACAACGGACACCGUCGGUUCUGUUUAAAAUUAUCAAGAAGUGGUGGUAUGCGUUGCUGAUGAUCUAAGUUCUUUGAAAAAAUCA